This is a messenger RNA of Echinostoma caproni, 474 nucleotides long. The record is from the annotation of a GenBank genome assembly. Lineage: Eukaryota; Metazoa; Platyhelminthes; Trematoda; Plagiorchiida; Echinostomatidae.
AUGGCAAAGCCCGGAGGUGAAGGGAUUCACAUUACUGCCUUGUGGCUCACAGCUGCCGAAACCGAAUGUCUUAACCGAGGUAAAGAACCCCUCAGGUGCUUUGCUUUGAUCCGUGAACCAUUACCAGACUGGCCUGGAUCAAAUAGUAAUCCCGUCAAGGAAACCCGAUGUGAUGAUUUAGAUGCCAUAAAGUUCAACGAGCUAGUGCAGUCUAUGAAUGAUUACAAGUCUGGAACGCUUGUCGAAGGCGGAUCGUUCAAAUAUCUGUCUGUCAAUCUACGACUAUGCUAUUAUCAUCUCACUUACACAUCCGCGGCGGAGUGCGUUGUCCCGAGUGAGCAUCAUCGGGGAGUUUCUAACGUAACGAAUUUGCAAAAGUCACGCGAUCGAGUUGAGGACAAAACUGAAGGUCUCAUUGAAUCGCGUUUGUGGAGCACAUCAUCCUUAUCCUCAUCAAUGCAAGACAUUCGGUGA